Molecule: messenger RNA, 574 nt
Organism: Meloidogyne enterolobii
Lineage: Eukaryota; Metazoa; Nematoda; Chromadorea; Rhabditida; Meloidogynidae
Source: the annotation of a GenBank genome assembly
UUUGAAAUAAAAAAUGGGAAAGCAAGACAAUCAAAAUAAUCCAAUUCCUUCGGCUCCACCAAGUGAAGCACCACCAUAUCCUCAGGUCCAACGUGAAAAUCAAUUGCCUUUGCAAACGGGUGCCAAUGGACGUGAGACUAAUCCAGACCCUCCACCUUACCAGGAGACUUUUAAUUAUCCACAAGUUCCGCCAUACCCCGUUUAUGCACCGACUACAACAAUGCCAACUUCAGUACAACCUCCUAUGCCUAUGCCGACUCAGCCACCUCCACAUUAUGUUUAUCCGCCAGCUCCGGCUCCUCAAAUUAUUUAUAAUGUCAAUCCACAACCUCCACCGCAACCUACCACAAAUACUCAUACAUCAACUAAUGUUACUGUUGUUACUGCGACUGGACCUUUGCGAGUUGAUCCGUGUCCAGCUUGUAUGGGCUCUUUUGUCAACUAUACUGAUUGUUGUUAUCUGACCAUCCUCAUCAUUAUUGCAAUUUGCACACUUCCAUUUGGACUUCUUUUGGUGCCUUUCUUUUUCUGUGCUUGCCGCAAACGCUGUAAUGGUUGUGGACGUCCUAAAUAA